Messenger RNA from Paraglomus occultum, 2316 nucleotides. Lineage: Eukaryota; Fungi; Glomeromycota; Glomeromycetes; Paraglomerales; Paraglomeraceae. The record is from the annotation of a GenBank genome assembly.
AUGCCUAUAGCGUACGAGUUCGGACCAAAUAUUGUUAUUGUAUCGGCUGGAUUUGAUGCCGCUAGAGGUGAGGAAACUUUACUUAGUAACAUUGUAAAUGACCGAUUCCUGAAGAGACAAAUGAUGACAUUAGGUGACCCCAUUGGUGAGAAUGAUGUGACACCAGCUGGAUUUGCUCAUAUGACAAGUUUGCUAAAGAAUUUGUCGGGAGGUAAACUUGUACUGGCAUUGGAGGGCGGUUACAAUAUUAAUUCAAUAUCAAAAUCCGCUCUCGCUUGUGUAAAAGUAUUACUUGGAGAAGAUCCUCCUGACUUGGGCCCGAUCAGCCCUAGCAAAGACUGUAUUGAAACAGUACAUCAAGUCACGAAAAUUCAAUCACAGUAUUGGAAAUGUUUGGCUCCAAGUAAUAUAGAUGAGGGGGAAGAGAUUACCCUUACUAUAGCAAAAGCUCCCGGGAAAAUGGUUAUAAACAUGACCGAAAUGUUGAGAAUAAUUCGGGCAAGGGGGCUUCUUACAAAAUAUUCAAUGGUGCCUUUACCGAUAUCCGAUGAGCGGCUUGCUACAAAAUUUUAUGAGCACGUCUUGUGCAGCAAGAAGAUGUACGAAAAGAAAGUACUAUUUCUCUUUGUGCACGAAAUGCCCGAUUUCAGGGCUGAUUUGAAGGCACAUACAAAUAGUGUAAAUCACUCGCGGUCAUAUAUGGUGGACAGCAUGGUUUACUAUAUUGAAAACGUGGUACAAAAUCCGGAUUAUGGUAUAAUAGAUGUUGCCAUCCCUUCGAGCACAAUUUAUCAGGGUGACAGCAGAACUCGUUCAGAUUUAGUUGAACUAUUAGUAUACUUAUGGGAUAACCAUAUUCAAAUUGCAUCAGCAGACCGAGUGGUUUUAUUAGGGGCCAGUAUAGGCUGUCAUUGUUUAGCUACUCUUAUAAAUGAUAGAGAGCAACUAGUUAUGUCAAAGGUUAUCUGUUCAAUAUUGAUACCAGGUGAUUGCCCAGUACCUGCAGUCACAAAAAGACCAACCCUAACAAGUUGGUACUAUGAAUCUUUGAGACUACGAGGGGUUCAACCUGAUUCUCAAGAAGCGAAGCGUAAACGUGAUGAAGAGCGGCUGAAGAUAGAACAAAUUGCUCAAGCGAAGCGAGCUAGGGUGAAAGGAAAUGUUGUAUUGAAAGCCGAAGAUGGAGAAGGAAUAGAAGACACGGAAUCUUUUGUGACGUACUUGGAGGGAUUGACUAAGGAUGCAGUCGUCAUUAAGAAGGAGCUCACCGAUAGUGAUGAAACUGAAGAGGAAAAUGAGAUUAAAGCGAAUCAUAUUAAGCAUGUAUAUAAGAAUUUAAAAAUAUCGACGGAUUGGCCGUCUGUUAAAGUAACACCUGAACGUAUAUAUUGCGCGGCUGUGCACCCCAACUCGGAUAAAAUUCUAGCCUCUUGUGGCGAUAAAAUGGGUUGGCUUGGUUUCUGGGACGCGAACGGCAAAGCUUUCGAUGAGGAUGAAGAAUUAAUGCCGGUAACGUGGAAGUAUAGAUUCCACACACGAACGAUUUCGUCGAUGAUGUAUUCUCCGACAGAUUGCAAUCGCCUGUUUACUAGUGCAUAUGAUGGGAUGAUUAGAUUUUUUGACCUCGAGAAGGCGACGAGUGUAGAGGCUCAUGUUUCUGACGAGAAUACUCUAUUUACCUGUUUGGAUACCAUCGACGGGAAUGUAAUUUAUUGUUCGAAUAUUGGGGGGCAAUUGGAAGUUAAAGAUAUCAGGGAACCUAUUAAUCUGCACACUGUCUAUCAACUACAUGAUCGAAAAAUUGGAUGCGUGUCUGUCAAUCCUGUGAAGAAUGAUUAUUUAAUUACUGCUUCACUCGACAGGACAAUGCGUCUAUGGGAUCUGAGAAAGUUGUCUAAAGACGAUCCACAGUCUUUAAAACAGAUAAUUCAUUAUGGAGCAGUUACCAGUGCCUAUUGGAGGCCCGACGGGAAGCAAAUAGUAUCCACUUCGUUUAAUGACAAGAUAAGAGUAUUUGACUAUGAUGAAUCAUCUGACGAAUUGGAAGAACGCUUGACCAUACAGCACAAUAAUCAGACUGGCAAAUGGGUAACUAUGUUCCGUUCUACAUGGCAUCCCAAUCCGAACGUUUAUCCUCACUUUGUCGUGGGCAAUAUGAAACGAGCGGUUGAUAUAUAUUCUGCAAUAGAUGGGAGGGCUCUUUGUAUUUUGCAUAGCGAUGAACUAACAGCUAUUCCUGCUGUGAAUGUAUUUCAUCCAACUCAAAAUAUCAUUAUAAGUGGGAAUGCAUCAGGAAGGAUGGUGCUCUGGAAAUGA